Molecule: messenger RNA, 1098 nt
Organism: Musa acuminata AAA Group (dessert banana)
Lineage: Eukaryota; Viridiplantae; Streptophyta; Magnoliopsida; Zingiberales; Musaceae
Product: B3 domain-containing protein REM16-like
Exons: 4
Coding region: 1-1098 (365 amino acids)
Molecular function (GO): DNA binding
Source: RefSeq, a predicted model, not a curated record
AUGGACGAGGUGGACGUGAGGUGCCUCGAAUGCAGGAAAUGGAAGCAGCACUACUACUGGAAUCAUUUUGAAGCCACAAAGAGGCGUUUCUUCAAGGUUCUGAUUGCUGAUUUCUCAAGAAAACUCAGCAUCCCCAGGAAGUUUGUGCUGCACUUCAAGGACUUACCGAAGGAUGCAAAGCUGAAAGGGCCAAGCGGAAACCUAUGGAACGUCAAGCUGAAGAGAAGCGGUGACGAUGUUGCUUUCACGGGUGGGUGGAGUAAGUUUGCAGAAGACCAUCUGCUGGAGCUAGGGGACUUCCUCGUCUUCAGAUACAUCGGCGAUUCAUGUUUCAAGGUGUUGGUCUUCGACAAGACUGCCUGCGAGAAGGAGCACUCGUACUUUAUAGGAGAGAAGACAGCUGCAGAGGUUGGCGACGCAUGCCCUUCACGGGGCAGCAAGCACAAGUCCGUAGAACCACCGUUGGAAGACGAUCAGAAGUGCAGCGACGGCGAGUCGGCCAAUGCAGCAGCAGAGCAUGCUUCGGACCGCAACCCCAUCAUGUCUGCAGAUGACGUGAAGCAUGAGCACGAGAAAGGAAACGUAGAAGAGAACAUGACAAAGAUGAGAUCAAGUUCAUCGUCCAUCAACCCUACCAGGAGACCUGCCACUGCGGAGGAGAAACAAAGAGCUCUGAGUCUCGCCCGUUCAAUGAAAACAGCACAUCCAUCAUUUAUAGCAGAGCUGAGGCAAAGUAAUGUCAGCCAAAGUUAUGUUUUGGUUAUCCCACAUGGAUUUGCAGUACAAAACAUGCCUGGAUGCGAUCAAAGCGCCCUCCUCCGUCUGCCCAGUGGUGGAACCUGGCAAGUCAACUAUAUUGUGCAUUACAAGGCAACUAAGUUCGGCUCAGGAUGGAGGCAGUUCGUAGUGGAUAAUGAACUGGAAAAGGAUGAUGUGUGUCUCUUUGAGAUCAUCAGAGCAAAGAACUACGACUUCGUCUUGGAGGUCAACAUCUUUCGAGCAGUAACGCCGGCCAUCGUGCUGCCGACCGAGCUCUCGACUGAAGGAAAGGGUAAGACAAAAGGCCGUGAUCCGAUCGAGGUGGUGGCACGUCGAUAG